This is a messenger RNA of Capsicum annuum, 9663 nucleotides long. Its product is annotated as protein WHAT'S THIS FACTOR 9, mitochondrial. The transcript is spliced from 3 exons. NCBI's taxonomy places the organism in Eukaryota, Viridiplantae, Streptophyta, Magnoliopsida, Solanales, Solanaceae. Bases 473 to 1681 code for a protein of 402 amino acids. The record is from RefSeq and is a predicted model, not a curated record. Gene Ontology annotation, molecular function: RNA binding.
UGUCAAAAAAUUAACAGAAGGCUGCACAACGUUCUGUUGGUUGCGACUCUUCCAUUGUAAAGUUUUCCCUGUUUCUCCACCUCCCUUCACGAAAACACACGCACGCACUCACCUAUACAUACAAAAGUUCUGUAUCUCUCUCUCUCACACAAUUUCCAUUUAACACUGUAUAAAUCCUUAACACACACUCCAAAUCUCCCCCAAAAAACAGCUUAUAUGUCAAUUCCUAAACCCUAACCCUAAUUCUGAUCGGAAAAAAUGGAUAAUCCGGCGAACAAUUUGUACGAAACGGCGUCGCAGCCGGACACGGGAACCGAUGCGUACGCAUUUUUGGAAUUCAACACACAAGGCGAAGGCGACGGCGAAGAAGAAGAAGAAUUCGCCUUGGAUAAUUUUGAUUGAUUCUUAUUUGGAUAAGUAUUUUUAAUAUAUUCCCCACAUGGUAGAAUCUUCUAUAUAAUGAUAUACUGAAAUGUUAAGGAGGGUAAAACAAGGUUGUAGGGUUUCGAUAUCGAAUUACCAUCAGAAGCGUACUCUUGUCAAUGUUAAGCUGAAAUGGGUUAAAGAUAGUGUCUUGGACAGUGUUGUAGCUGGAGGUAGACAACUAAAGGCUGGUACUGCUCUAGUUUCCAUCAUUGCCUCACAAUCCACUUCUGGUCUUCCUAUUUACCAUCUCCAAAGCAAGCAUGGCCAGCUUGGGCUUCCUCAUGACUUGAAAGUCUCCACUUUCCUUAGGAGAUACCCGAAUAUUUUUCAGGAAUUUUUUUGUCUUGAUAGUGCUGGCACUCCUGUUCCGUGGUUCAAAUUAACUCCCGAGGCCUUAGAGUUUCAUCAUGAACAAGUUAACGUUCUUCGUCAGUGCAGCACAGAUAUUGUUAAUAGGCUGAGAAAGCUUUUGAUGAUGACCAACGAGAGGAUGCUUCCUCUUCAGACAAUUGAUCAGCUAAAAUGGGAUUUAGGCUUGCCACAUGAUUUUGCUAGUUCGUUGAUUAUAAAAUAUCCUAAUCUAUUUAAUUUGGUGGACCUUACUGAUGGUCGUCUUGGUCUGAAGCUUUUAGCAUGGGAUCGCAAAUUAGCUGUUUCCCAUUUGGAGGCAAAUUCUACAAAAGAAAACGGGGCCUUAAUGUUUCCUAUUGGAUUCACCCGAGGUUUUGGGUUAAAGAGAAAAUGCAUGAAAUGGUUGGAGGAAUGGCAAAAGAUGCCUUAUACUUCUCCUUAUGUAGAUGCUUCUAAUUUAGACCCAAGGACAGAUGUGUCAGAGAAGAGGAUAGUUGGAGUGUUUCAUGAGCUUUUGCACCUCACCUUACAAAAGAAAACAGAGAGGAGCAAUGUUAGUAAUCUUCGUAAGCCAUUGGAAUUGCCUCAGAAGUUCACAAAGGUCUUUGAGAGGCAUCCAGGGAUUUUUUACAUUUCUAUGAAGGGCGACACACAGACAAUAGUCCUUAGAGAGGCUUAUGAUCGCAAUCAAUUGAUUGAGAAACAUCCUCUUGUUCAUAUAAGGGAGAAAUUCGCUAACAUGAUGAAACAAGGUUUUCUUGAUCGUAGUAGAGGGUUAUACAGAGACACUAACCAAGGUCCAGAAGAAGGGUCACUGACGAGUAGUUUUCUUGAUGAGACAUGUGGAACUAGAUUUUUAUCUGAUAUAGGCUCAGAGUCUGAUAUGCGUUUAGAAGCAAAGUAGCUAAAGGUCCUUCAAGAAUGUUGAAGUUAUAAGCUGAGAGGUGAUUGGAUGACUAUUUGAGGUUCUUAGAAACUUGCGAAGUAAAUUGGAUAUGCUCUUAGUAUACGAAUAACAUUAGAUAGAGUUCCUUUUAGAACUGUUGAAGCUAGAAGCUGAGAGGUGAUUGGCUGUAACUUUGAGAUUCUCAUUUCUCAUCUAAAUUUGCGGAUAAGUUGUUCAUAAUGUUGAGGAAGUUCCCCCAAUCUUUGCUUAUGAUCUGGUCUUUAUCUUAAAUAUUCAGAACAAAUCGAAGAAUGCAGCCAGAUGAGCUGAGAGUAUGAAUUACUCCCUUCAUGGCAUCAUUUCAGAGAACUACCUAUGGAGAGCCCCUGGGCACGUCUCAUUGAGUAUAAUUGAUGGACUUCUAUUCUGUAAGAAGUAUUCAGCUGUAAGUCUUGCAGCAACUGACUCUGUGGUAUCACCUAAAUGUGAUGGUUGGAGGAUAGCUGAUAAUCGUUGCCAUGUCUAUGCUCCUACUCUCUGGAUUUCAGGAAAUAGUUCCUCUGGCUGCUGGUAAUAUUAUGGGAGCCUAGACAAUGGCCCUGCCAAAAAGUGGAUCACUUUGAUCAGGGAGACAUUAAACAACAGUCCUGUUAUUAGUGGAGGUAAUUGAUACUAGAUUCUACUCGAUAGCAGGAGUUCAAUGGACUUGAGGAUCGAAAAUACUAACUCGAGAAAAUAGUUAAUAAGAACUGAGAAAGAUAUUUAGAGAGAAGAAAGUAAUUUCUGUAUUUCUACAUAUGAAAUGAAUGUGAUUACAUGUUCAUAUAGAGCUCAUGAAUCAACUACCUAAUCAGCUAAGCCACUAGAGUUAGUUAUAACUACUUAACUAAAUGUCUAACUAACUACACUGUAGCAACUACAGUAUUAACUAAUUUCCGGACUUUUUUCAAUUUCCCACUUAUGAAUAUUGUGUAUCAGUACUCCCCCAUACACCCCCAUACAGAGAUCCUUGACCUCAAGGAUCAAACAAAGGAAACCUAGUUGCAAUAAAUAUAAUUAGGCAAUUUAAAUUAUUAGUUAGAUCAUACUACAUAAAUUAGUGACCAUUAAUUGGAUUAGUUCUUUGGUAUUCCAGAAAUCAGUAUGUUCAAAGAAUAUGGAGAAGGUAAUGAGUUGCAAAAAAGUAUUGACCAAAUUCAUUUGAUUUCAUAUCAAUGGUCAUUUUUUCAUUAAUGAUGAAUUAAAAAGUUCUAAGUAGGUGUAUGAUUAAUUAGAUAAAUUGUUUCAACUCUAGAAGCUUGUUUGAAGACAAACACACCUGGUAAAUUGAUUUGGUGUGAUUGAGUAUAAUUACACAAUUUGACAUGUUUGGUUGGCGAGAUAAUUACUUGAACAACAGAUAAUUGAGUGUAAUUGACAAAGGUGAUUACACUCUUCAAUUCAUAUGGGAACUGUGAAUUGCUGGUAACUACAUGGUGUAAAAUUAUUUUUGUCAUAACCUAAUUUCUCAUGACACCUACCAUAACCCACCCGUAGGUAAGUUAAUUCAUGUAGUUUGACUAACCAAACCAAAUCAUAAGUCAUUUUUUUCUCUCGGUUUGGUUUGGUUCUUCGGUUUGAUUUGACUUGACGAUUUGGUCUGUACACCCUUGCUUCUCUAUGCAAAUUUGACCCUCAUUUUGGAUUGGGUCAGAAAACCCGACCGAAUCCAAAUUUAAAACCGAAACAACUCGUGGGUCGACCCAUUUAGGGUUCAGUAAUUGGGGUUUAAGGGUUUUCAGUUCUCUCAGAAUUUAAGGUAAGAACUCAAUUCUAUCUUCAAUUAUUACGAAGAAUUUUUCUCUCACAGAUGCAAAAUUGUACAGUAUUAUCCAGUUAUCGGGUACUCAAAAUUGCUUCAAUUUUUUCACCAAAAAACAAUUUUUGUAACCCUAGAAAUAAUGGGUUCACUGUAUUUUGUGCAUUUAUGUAUACUUCCGCACACUUAAAUAAUAGAAAAGCGCCUGACCCGAAUGAUCCAUCCACUUUGAUGAAAGAAGAUAGUAUAUCACUUUGUUGUGAAAUGUGGAUUGAUAGUUUUCGAGAACCCAAUAAGACAGUUAACAAUUUAACUGAUUAUUUAAGGAGAUUUGAGUUAUGGGUAUUGGCAUAUCAAAAAGUAUCAGCUGAUGAUACUGGGGCGUAUAUGCCAAGGAGCGCGAUUACGCGUUCAACACUUGAGGAUUUAUUGGCAUUGAGAAAUGCAGUUCUUGAUAGUAGGUUUAAAUGGGGUGCUAGGUUGGAGUUUUUUAUUAAGUCUCUGAGGGAUAAGAUGGAUUACGAGUUGUUGUCUAAGAGGAUGAUUAAAGCUAUAUUGACUACAAUGCAGCCUAGUCCGUUUCAGAAUAGGAUAGUGCAGGAGGUUUUGUUUAUGAUAUUGGAGCCGAUUUAUGAGCUAGGUUUUUGGAGAAGUCAUUUGCUUUUAGACCUGGUAGGACCGCGCAUACAGCUUUGAGGGUUAUUAGGAGAAGUUUUGCAGGGUAUUUGUGGUAUAUAAAAGGCUUCUAUCGGAAACAACCUCUUUACUUUUUCGGAAGUAGCGGUAUGGACUGCGUACAUUUUACCCUCCCCAGACCCCACUUGGUGGGAAUUCACUGGGUUUGUUGUUGUUGUUGUUGUUGUAAAAGGGGAUUUAAGUACAGUUUUGGAUGGGGUGAAGGUUGGGAUGGUUAUUAGUGCUUUAAUGAGGGAUGUUAGAGAUAAGAAGGUGGUUGAUUUGAUAAAGGCUGCGUUAACUACUCCUGUGAUAACUACUAUGCCUGAGGAUGUUGAGAAAAAGAAGACGAAAAGAAAGUAUCAGAAGAAGAGAGUGUUAGCAGAUGAUGAGCCGAAGCCUGAUCCAUACUGGCUGGAAUCAUUCUUUGGGUUUGCUCCAGAGGAGGCUGAGAAAGUUCGUUCAUGGGGGCAUUGUGGUAUACUCAGUCCACUUCUGGCUAAUGUUUGCCUUGAUGAGUUGGACCGCUGGAUGGAAGGUAAGAUUCAGGAGUUUUAUCGGCCUUCGAAGAAUGAUGUUAUUUGGAAUAGUCCAGAAGGGGGAAUAGAACAAGGAAAUACUUCUUGGCCCGAAUUUGUUCCUACCAGUGGGCCUGACAAGACCAGGAAGAUUGACUACAUCCGGUUUGGUGGUCACAUUCUAAUAGGGGUAAGGAGACCAAGAGCAGAUGCCGCAACACUGAAAAAGCAGUUGAUUGAGUUCUGUGAUCAGAAAUACAUGCUCAAGCUUGACAAUGAGAGCCUUCCUAUUGAACACAUAACAAAAGGUAUUAUGUUUCUUGAUCAUGUAUUGUGCCGUAGAGUAGUCUAUCCUACACUCCGAUAUACUGCUACUGGUGGGAAAAUCAUUAGUGAAAAGGGUGUAGGGACACUGUUGUCUGUCACAGCUAGCCUGAAACAGUGCAUUAGACAAUUUUGAAAGUUGAACUUUCUCAAGGGAGACAGGGAUCCAGAUCCACAACUGUGUUUUAGAAUGUUUCAUGCUACUCAAGCGCAUACAAAUGCUCAGAUGAGUAAGCUUUUGUCAACAAUGGUGGAAUGGUUCAGGUAUGCUGAUAAUAGAAAAAAGAUUGUUAAUUUUUCCUCGUAUAUCAUUAGGGGUUCACUUGCUAAGCUCUAUGCUGCAAAAUACAAGCUUCGAUCACGAGCAAAGGCUUACAAGAUUGGUUCUAGGACUCUUAGUCGUCCUCUGAAGGAGAAAAAGGGACAGUCACCAGAAUACCACAAUUUGCUGAGGAUGGGUCUGGUGGAAUCAAUUGAUGGGCUCAUGUACACCCGCAUGUCCCUGGUACCGGAAACGGAUUAUACACUCUUUCCAAUGGCUUGGAGGCCUGAUCAUGAGAAGGCACUGCUGGAGUAUAUAAAGCUGAGCGACCGGAAAACUUUGGAGGAGCAACAGAACUACCUAAAAGAACAAGGUCUGGUCUCACCUCAGGAUUAUAUUUCAGUGCUUGUUUGGAACUACAAAAGAAAUGCGGUUCCAGUAGAUCAGAGAAGUUUGUUACUAGGCCCAGGUAAGGAAAAAGAUGAUGAAAGAAAUGAAAGUAGUGAUGAUGAAGAAGGGGUUCAUGCAGCAGAAAUUUAAGCAAGAUCACUACUUUUUGAAGUCCUGCGGGCACUACUUCUUGCGAAAGAAACGCAAACAUUUUAUGGUACUAAACGUACUUGUGUUACCAAGAAGGGUGUAACAGCUUCUGUGUAAGAACCCCUUUUUCAGUGGCAGCCUGAUCACGAGAAGGGAUUGUUAGAGUAUAUAAAGCUGUAUGACUGAAAAACAUUGGAGCAACAGAACUACCUCAGGAUUACAUUUCAAUGCUUGUUUGGAACUACAAAAGAAAUGCCGUUCCAGUAGAUCAGGAAAGUUUGUAACUAGGUACAGGUGGGGAGAAAGAUAAUGAAAGUGAUGAAGAUGAUGAAGAAGUGGUUUGUGCAGCAGAAGUUUAAGGGAGAUUAAUGCUUCUGGAGGUCCUUUAGGCCUUUAUUCUUCCGAAUGAAAAUCAUAUUUAACUUUUUAUGAUACUAAAGUUACUUGUAUUGCCAAGAAGAGUGUAGCAUCUUGUAUGUAAGUAUCCAGUUUUAUAAAAUGAUAGUUCCUCUGUUCUGCAUCGCUGCUGCUAUUUAAGUUUUAGUUUCCACUAGCAAACUUUACAUAGUUAUGCUGCUUACCUAUUCAUAAUAAUCGAUUAACUUAACUGUUUACCAUCCUCUUCCUCCUUGAGAAAUGGUUUAAAACAUAUAACUUGUCGUUUGUAAUAUAUCUAUUUGCUAUGUACACACAUUGAUCUUAGUAAUAACAGCUAAUCAGUUUACUGAUCAAUCAGCAUCACUGUGACUUUCAUUUUUGCAAAAAGAAUAAAAGCCAAAUACAUAUGCAACCCCUCAAACUUGUAAAAAGAUUCAUUUAGACACUUCAUCUUAGUGCUUGACCUAUUGAACAAUUUAAUUGUGUUUAUUAGACACAUUGUUGAUGUGGCAUAGUGUGUAAUACACCUAUUAUAAGCGAUUCACAGUCAUAUUUUCUUUUUUAAUUAAAAGAAAAUCUCUCUCCCCGUCUUCCAGCCAACAGCCUCCUCCACCAUAAAAGCAUUGUUCCCGCCACCACUGCCAUCACCACUGUCGAACCCUCACUCUUCCCCUUCCCAUUCCCUUUACCUGCCAUUCUGCCACAACCUCCACAACUAGAUCUGUCCCUUACUGCUCCCCCUUCUCCCUUCUCUUUCCUCGCCGUACCACUGCCACCACUCCCUACCACCAGAUUAGCCAAAACUGUCAAGAUCUUCCAUAACUGUAAAUUUUGUUUCUUUGGUUUUAUUUUCUAAUUUCCUUUCCCUGCCCCCUCUAUGUCUGUGUGUUUAGCAACCCGUGGCAUCAUCAUUCAUUUCCUUUUGCUUGUGCUUUAUACCAUGUCAGUCUCAGAAGCUUUUCUGAACUUCCUAGUUCCAAUUAUAGUAUAGAGCUUAGUUUGCUUAACUGAUAAUCGACAAUAAUUACACUUAAUGGCAAAACAAGCAAGAGAUCUUUGAUAAAAAUGAUAAUUCCUGUUUUGCAUCUUUGACGCAGUGCUAAUGAAAAACAUGUAUGACAGAAGAUAUACUAGAAGAUGGACAACAAUAAAAGAGAAUUACUAGACAACGACAUGACUGCUUUUCUAAGCAUUCUACUUAGGUUUUUCCUUCUACAUAUCUAUAUUAGUGCCAACUGGAACGUAAUUUGCUGUCUAGUAAAGGGAACAUUUAGACUUAGCUUGGUGCAUAACCUCUACUAGCAUUCACUUGUUAAGUUUUAUCUGUUUGGUUGUGGUAUUCCCAAAUGAUGGAAAGAAAAUCCAUAUGCAAAUUUGUCUGAGAAGGAUCCAUGAAGCUACUCCAGUUUAGACCAUUGUGACUACCAAUUGAUCAGUACAUGUGCCUGCAGACUGACUUCACAUCUUGCUGGCAUCAUCUCCAAUGCUUGGUUGGUGCACUGCCUUUUAUAUUGAAUUGAGAAGGGAAAAGGAAAUUGCCAUCCCUUUCCUUGGUUUAUUAUCACAUCAAUUUACAACAACAACAACAUACCCAGUAUAUUCCCACAUAGUGGGGUCUGGGGAGGGUAGAGUGUACGCAGUCCAUACCACUACCUCUAAAGAGGUAGAGAGGCUGUUUCCGAUAGACCCCCAGCUCAAGUUAGAAGAAAUUGAUUGAUUAGGGGGUCCCGGCAACAAAACUCUUUUUUCAGAAGGGGAGCCUUGGAGUAACUGGUAAAGUUGCCGCCAUGUGACCAGGAGGUCACGGGUUCAAGCCUUGGAAAUAGCCUCUGGCAGAAAUGUUAGGUAAGACUGCGUACGAUACACCCUUGUGGUGGGGCCCUUCCCCAGACACCGCGCAUAGCGGUAGUUUUAGUACACCGGGCUGCCCUUUUUUCAUCUUCAUGUAUUAGGGGGUUCAUUCGACAAAUUUAUCUUUAUGAGCAUGUCAGAAAAGCUGCUACCAUGUGAUUAGGAGGUCACGGGUUCAAGCCUUGGAAACAGCCUCUGGCAGAAAUGCAAGGUAAGGAUGCGUACAAUACACCCUUGUGGUGGGGCCCUUCCCCGGACACCGUGCAUAGCGGUAGCUUUAGUGCAUCGGGCUGCCCUAGCAUGUCAGAAAACCCUGCUUUACAUUAUGCCAUAGUGUUUGUGGUGGAACAUUUUGAAUUGCUCUGUGUGUGUUUGUCUUAAAGGAUUAGCAAGUGUAUCUUUGGUUGAAAAAGUGCUGGUUAUACUCCAGUUACAUUUACUCCUGCCAUUGACUAAAUUUUCUUGCUAACAAAAUCUUGCACUCUUGUCUUUCCCAUAACUUAUACCUCGUGCAUCUUGCUUUAUCAAGGGUUCCACCAGUUCAUGUCUUGAUAAAUCAUGACAAUCAGCUGUGGGUUGCAUGUACUGGUAGUCGCAUUCCUUGACUGCAAGUAAUUUCUAAGAAAUUUAUGGAGCUAACACAUUGUAAUGCGAGGGCUAAGGGGAUGGAGAUGGGUUUCCAGAUACAGUUCGCGGAGGGCCUUUGAAGUGACAAUCUCACCCACAACUAUCUGGAUCUGAACACUUGAUUACAUAGUGUUCUUUUUGUUACCAUUUAUCUUGUGUUCUUCCCAGUUCUCUUGUUAAUUGACCUUUAAUAUGUAUGCGUUUAACUUUGAUGUGCAAGUAUCCAUGUUAGGGGGAAAGGAAUAGGAGACGCGGAUAACAAGACUUGCUGAUCAGUAUUUCUACAACAACUUGGCCACCUUUUGAUGUUUCAUGCAGUAUACAAUUUGCUGCUACGUCUUAUGAAGAUACAUUAGGAGGCUGAGAAGGAACAGACGAAACUUGUUUGAUGAUGCUUGACGAGAUGUCACUCAAUUGGAAGAGAUUGUAAUUCUCUUUUGCUAGUAGUGUCAACUCUCCUUUCUUCUCAGUGAACCCUUCGCCACACGUUGUCGCGUCCAUAACUGUCCUCAUUAGUACAGUAGCUAUAUCAAAAUGCUCAGACAAGAACGCGGUAAAAGCAUCCACCAGCAUGGCAAUAGCAUCUGCAUAAAGUUCCAAGCAAUCUUUUAAGCAGUCAAUAGCAAAAGGAUCAAACUCUUUGUUACUGAGCAUGUGCUCUAUGGUUUGCUAGAGCCAGCUCCAUUGCUACAAUUCCUACUCCUUGUAAGUUGGUAACAUGAGUUACAGGAAUUGGUUGAAGUGAAGUAACACAGAAGUUGUAGUUUAUGUCUGCCGACUUAUUGGAGCAUUCUUUGCAGGUUGAGUUGAUUAAGUCCAACAAUGAUGGGGAAAUCAGGUAACAAUGUGUAGGAAUUAUUGUUGAUAGUAAAGAGUAAGCAGCAAAGUGAGGGAAGAGAAAGAGCAAUGCCACAUUAUUCUGAGUUUAAUGUUUUGAUGAUUUUUUUUUGAGUUAUUGUGAAGUGAUAUUUCAUAUUUAUAUACAUUGAAAAGAAGUACAAAGUGGAGAGGUGACUUCAUGAGGAAA